ACAGGUUACAUGGGAGACGGCAAGACGUACUGCAACUCGAUCGGCUGCCCGGGCGGGUACACCCCCAUCCCCAACGCCUGGGAGGUCGAGUGCGACGACGAUCCGUGCGAGGUCUCCCAGUGCUGCGAGGCCUACUGCAGCUACUUCGCGUGCCCCGACGGCUACAACCCCAUCGAGGACGCCGGCACGACCCGUUGCACCAACGACGACUGCACCGCCGACCAGUGCUGCUCAUAAGAGACAAACGUGGAAUACUGGUGAAAAUGUCAACACUACUCUAAUCCGGCCAUCCGUAACUGUUAGAAGGCUGUGCCGUGGGUUUGUCCCUUAUCUCUUGCUCUGGACUACUCGACGUGAAACCUCAGUUUUACGUUGUGACUAACGAAGGUCGCGUGUGGAAGAACAGUAGAAGUGGUGAUGUUGGGUGAGUUUCAGCAGGGAUAGACCAGGACGCUACGCCUGUCUACUUCAGUAUAUUUUGGAGGUAGAUUCGUGGAUUGUUUUUCGUGGAUAAAUGCAUAGCUAGUCUUGGUGACGGGGUGGCCAGCGAAGAGUGUGUGGGAGAACAGAACAUCGUUGUGACGGAGCGCUUCGGCAGGGAUCAAGACGCAUGCCUGCCACUUAUCGGCCUAGGUUUUGCGUAUUAAUGGUAGCCUGACUGCAAUUUCGAAGACGAGAUUGGUCUGAAUGGAGACGCUUCUUGUUUCCUGUGAACUCGGCCCAUGUGUCCGGAACACAUGCCCCAACUGGGCGAAGUAAGAGAGCGAACGUCCAGAACACCAAGGACACACGGUACUCACGUGCAACCUGGGCUGAUAGGACAGUUGGCUUAUGCCUAUAGAUCAAUGCCGGCCUACUCUAGCAGACAGAUUCACCAUCUAGUCUGUCGUAGGAACCAUUCGAUCGGGUGUGGAUGCCCCGACGACAGCCUUCAAGCACGUGCUCGAAGACCAUAUCUUUGUUCGUUCGGUGUGAGCUUGUGCAGUGAGAAGCAGCUCGGUUACAGUUACGUCCGUAGUGCGCGAAAUCUUCGUCGAGAUCCGAUCACGUCACGUACUGAAAGUACUGAUACGGCGUGUAUGAUUCCAACAUAAGGGAUAUUUUAUUCAUCACAAUAGACGCAACACAUUUGCCGGUCGUUGUGCAGCAGUCACCUCCCCGCCUUAAGGGC
Messenger RNA from Ectocarpus sp. CCAP 1310/34, 1171 nucleotides. NCBI's taxonomy places the organism in Eukaryota, Phaeophyceae, Ectocarpales, Ectocarpaceae. The record is from the annotation of a GenBank genome assembly.